AUGCGUUCUCCGAGCCUCAGAACCAAACUUUUAACCACCGUGCUUGCCAGUCUUGCGGUUGGACGUGCUUACGCCCAGAUCAGCGUCACUGGUUCCUCUUUCGCUUCGAAUAAGUUCGAUGUGAUCAUCAUCGGCGGUGGAACAGCAGGCUUAGUGCUAGCCAACCGUCUCACCGCAGCGACAGGCAAGAAGCAGCUGAGGGUGGGUGUCAUCGACGCAGGCCAUUACAACACUUCUGGAGACCCCCUUAUCGACGUCCCGUACAUGCCCAAUAUUUUCCUCAACGACCCUACGGCGUCGGCCAUCGGUAACCCCGCGUACGACUGGAAUUUUGUCAGUGUGCCACAGAACCAACUCGACGGACAGACGAUUGCAUACCCUCGUGGGAGAGUUCUCGGCGGUUCAUCAGCCUUAAACUUUAUGGCAUGGCAUCGUGGCGCCCGUGAAGAGUACGAUGCAUGGGGCACUGCUUUGGGCAACACCGGAUGGUCGUUUAACAGCAUCCUGCCAUAUUUCGAGAGGGCAGAGAAUUGGACUGCACCGACAACCAAGCUCGUCCCAGAUGCCGACUUUGGAACCCUCGAUGAUUUGGCCGCGGUUAAUGGCGAGGGUGGACCGAUCCAAGUUCGCUACAACACCGUAGUCUUCGACCCAGAGACCAAAUUUACGCAGGCCUGCGAGACGCUCGGAUUCUCCCUAAACAACAACCCAGACGGUGGCAAUCCAGUAUAUCUUCCUGAAUGGGGUAUCGAUGGCUCUGUCGAUAUCGCCACCGGAAGGAGGAGCUACGCUGCACCCGCAUACUACAAUGCCGCCGUCCGUGCCCGGAGGAAUCUUGUUGUCCUUCAGGGUGCGGUUGUCAACCGUAUCGUCUUCGACAAAUCGACAGUAGGAAGCAAAGCCGGCGCCAAAGCCUCUGGAAUAGAAUACUCAGUCAAUGGCCAGAAGUUCACUAUUCCAGUGGGCAAUGCUGAGGUCAUCCUGUCAGCAGGCACUAUCAAAUCACCCCAACUAUUGGAGCUUUCGGGUAUCGGAAACGCGACGCUGUUGAACAAGUUCAAGAUUCCUGUCGUGGUCAAUGCUCCCAAUGUCGGCGAAAACUUCCAGGACCAUACUCUUACCUUGACCGACUUCACCACGAAGGCUGGCGUAUUCACCCUUGACGAGCUGAGCAACAACCAAACCUAUUUGGAAGAACAGAGGAACCUCUACACCACCACAGGACAGGGCGCUUUCACCUGGACGGUGCGCACCUCAGGACCAUGGCCUCUACAGACCUUCAUCGGGCCUGAGGAGUAUGCCCAAAUGCGCGUCGAGCUCGACCAGACCAUCGCCAACAUGACCAUCACUCCUCUCCAGAAGGCCCAAUACGACGUCCUGAGGACCCUGGCCGACGGCGGGAAGACAGGAUUCGUCUCGACCAUCGUCCUUCCCCGUGGAGGCGCGGCCAGCACUCCCGUUCAAGGAGAGAGCUACGUCAGCGUAGGCGCGUUCCACCUGCACGAGUUCACUCGCGGUACCAUUCACAUCAACAGCACUGACCCGUCCGCGGCCCCGCUCAUUGACCCCAGGUUCCUCUCUAUCCCAUGGGAUCUUGGCGUCCAGGUCAACAGCGGUAAAUUCCUUCGUACCAUGGCGGCAACGUCUCCCGCAUCGGACGUCAUCGACCAGCCUGUCACCCCUCCCGCCAGCGUUCAGAGCGAUGCCGACUGGACUGCCUUCGUUCGGAGCACGGUCAACAGCAUUUCGCACCCCAUUGGGACCGUCCCGAUGGCGUCGCAGAAGCUCGGUGGUGUCGUCAGCCCGCGUCUCCAGGUUUACGGUACACGUAACUUGCGUGUCGUUGAUGCUAGUGUCAUCCCGCUCACCGUUGGCGCCUCAAUUCAGCAGACUGUCUAUGCGAUUGCGGAGAGGGCUGCUGACAUGAUCUUGCAAGACCUUAACUAG
Molecule: messenger RNA, 1947 nt
Organism: Cyclocybe aegerita
Lineage: Eukaryota; Fungi; Basidiomycota; Agaricomycetes; Agaricales; Hemipholiotaceae
Source: the annotation of a GenBank genome assembly